Molecule: messenger RNA, 819 nt
Organism: Cokeromyces recurvatus
Lineage: Eukaryota; Fungi; Mucoromycota; Mucoromycetes; Mucorales; Mucoraceae
Product: armadillo-type protein
Exons: 3
Coding region: 69-722 (217 amino acids)
Biological process (GO): regulation of translational initiation
Cellular component (GO): eukaryotic translation initiation factor 3 complex; cytoplasm
Molecular function (GO): ribosome binding; translation initiation factor activity
Source: RefSeq, a predicted model, not a curated record
UUUUUUUUCUGUCAACCUACUAAAAUUUAUAAAAUAUAAUUUUUAUAACCUAUUUUAUUAUAUACAUUAUGGCUACUUCACAGCAACGCCCCGAGAACAUUGCCGCUAUGAUCAAUGGCGUCGAACGUUACAACCCUGAAAACAUUACUGUUCUUGAAGAAUAUUUAACAAAGCAAUGUGAAUCUGGGGAAUAUGAUUUAGAAGCUAAUCUGGCUAUUCUCAAACUUUAUCAAUUCAAUCCUUCUUUGGCUAAAGAACCUAUCAUUGUAAAGAUCCUUGUAAAAGCUUUAACUGCAAUUCCUGCUCCUGAUUUCAAUCUUUGUCUUUACCUCUUGGCUGAACAUGCUCAUCUCGAAUCAAUCGAAAAGUUAACUGAAUUACAACAAUUAUUAGAACAAGCACGUUAUGUUAAAUUUUGGCAAUCUGAUCUCAAGCCCUGGAUUGCUGUUGUGCCCAGUUUUGAAGAUGACAUUCGUCAAGUGAUUUCACGUGUUAUGGCUAUGUCUUAUCAAACGAUUAAUGCUUCAUUGUUAGCAGCUAAUCUCGGCUUAUCCGGUGACGCGUUUAAGAAAUUCUGUGAAAGCCAAGGCUGGCAAACUUUAGCUGGUGAUUUAAUUCAAAUUCCCAUCAAUAAGGGUAAUGAAGCCAAGACAGUUGUGAUUAGAGAAAAUAUUAAAUUUGAACAAUUCACAAAGGUGAUUGGUUAUUCCAACGAAAUGUAAAGAAACGGAAAAAAAAAAGAAAAAGAAAUGAAAAAGAAAAAUUAUAUAUAAUAAAAGGGCACCCAUGUAUACAUUAAGUUUUAUUUAAUAUUUUUUU